This is a messenger RNA of Iphiclides podalirius (scarce swallowtail), 228 nucleotides long. The record is from the annotation of a GenBank genome assembly. NCBI's taxonomy places the organism in Eukaryota, Metazoa, Arthropoda, Insecta, Lepidoptera, Papilionidae.
AUGGCAUUUUCUACCAGCCAACCGGAAAGUGUUCGCGUGGUCGGCGGUCGCUCGCCUGGCGGCCAGCUGCGGACUGCGCGGGUUACGAUGGCACCGCUAGCACGCCCGACGCCUCCCGCGCCCUGCCGCGGCGCACGCGCCCCGCCGAGAUCGAUACACCCCGCCCCAACCAUCGUCGCGCCCGCCGGGGGCAACCGCCCCACACGCAUCCGUCGCGACGCCAACUCU